AUGUUAGCUGUUUCAAUGAGUGAAGAAGAAGUAGAAAAUAGACUUCUUGAAGAUAUUGAACAUUUGGCUUGUAUUGUUGUUGUUAAUAGUCCUCCUUAUCCUGAUGUAUUUAAAGCACGUCUUCGUAUUGAAAAUGCAUUUCAUUCAUAUCAAAUGAAUCGAUUUGAUAUUGAAAAAGAAAUGCUUUCAUCAUUGAAAGAUAUUCGAGAAUUUCCAAUACAAGAUAAAAAACAAAUCUUCGAUCCGAUAUGUGCAAAAGUAAAACUUUAUUCAAGUGUUAUUGGUGAGCAAAUGAAUGAUAAUAUACCGGUUAAUGGUCAAUAUUGGUGGUCAAAUGUGAGACAAGCUGUGAGAUUUUAUGAUGCUAUGGCAUCAAUUCAGCAACAUGAUGCCCCAACUGUUUUUCUCGAGUUGUCACCACAUCCAGUUUUAGCAACAUCUAUUCGUGAAUGUUAUGAAUU
Molecule: messenger RNA, 461 nt
Organism: Adineta steineri
Lineage: Eukaryota; Metazoa; Rotifera; Eurotatoria; Adinetida; Adinetidae
Source: the annotation of a GenBank genome assembly